Messenger RNA from Nannospalax galili (Upper Galilee mountains blind mole rat), 2803 nucleotides. RefSeq names its product minichromosome maintenance domain containing 2 (gene Mcmdc2). Bases 263 to 2308 code for a protein of 681 amino acids. Gene Ontology annotation, molecular function: DNA binding; ATP binding; single-stranded DNA helicase activity. Lineage: Eukaryota; Metazoa; Chordata; Mammalia; Rodentia; Spalacidae. Gene Ontology annotation, biological process: double-strand break repair via break-induced replication. The transcript is spliced from 15 exons. The record is from RefSeq and is a predicted model, not a curated record.
UGGGGCACGCAAGCGCACACGAGGACGCCGGGGAGGCGCCGAUCCUCGCCUGGUGGGUGUCCCGACAUUCCAGAGGUGGCACCUGGUGGACGGCGGCGUUCCGUGAGCGAGGGCUCCGUGGGGCCGCGCCAGCCCGGGUGUCUCCAUCCGCUUGGCUCUGAGGUUUCUUCAUCCUUUUUAUGAGUUUCAUCACCCAUAAUCUUUACUAGGAACUGUGGUUCAACCUGCUAAUGAUAAAGAAGAAACACCAAUAAAGAGAAAAAUGUCAAAUCUAAAAAUGAAAGAGGCAGCUCUUGUGUAUCUGGACAGAAGUGGAGGCCUCCAAAAGUUUAUAGAUGAUUGCAAGUACUACAGUGAUUCAAAACAAAGUUAUGCUGUCUAUAGAUUCAAUAUUUUAAUAAAUCCCUCUGAUGUUGUUGAAUUAGAUCCUGAACUUGGAAAUCACAUUUUACAUCAUCCCUUAAAAGCUGCUCAAGUAUUUCAAUCAGUCUGUUUUGUUGCUGUUAAGACUCUCUCAUUAAUUGGACAAUUACAGACUGAAACUCAAAUUAACAUUGUGUUGAAAUUAACACAUUUACCUCCUCUGUCAAGUUAUGUUCUUGAUCUUUGUGAGUUUCCAUUUAAUUAUGCAUCUCAGAGAUUUUAUAUGAUGCAAGGAAUUGUGAUUGCAAUGACAACUGUAACCAGGUAUACACGAGGUGCAAGAUUCCUUUGUUCAGAUGAAGCAUGCCCUUUUUCAAAAGGAUUUCAGUAUAUAAGAGUGCAUGUGCCUGGUGCUACAGAAUCUGCAACAGUAAGGAAUGAUUUUUUGUGUAAUCUAUGUUCAUCUUCACUUCAGGAAGACAGAAAAUUUAGAGUACUUGGUGAUAAACAGAUAGUUGAAAUAAUUACCACAAAAGCACUUCACGUUUUUCAAGGAUAUUCUAAAAACCAGCCAUUUCGAUUUCAGACAUUUAGUAUUUUCCUAAGAGAUGAACUAGUGAAUAAAAUGAAAAUGGGAAGUGAAUAUAAAAUUAUUGGAAUUCCAGCCUGUGUCAAAACUUCACAAACUGCUCUCUGUGUAGAAGCAAAUAGUAUCACUCUUUACAAUCCAAAAGUUCCUUCAGGAAUUAGUGACAACUUCAGGUGUCUCCUCUCUUUGACUUCCAACUCAUGCUGGAAAUUUACAGCAAUACUUGCCAAUAUCUUUGCAUCACAGAUUGUUCCUCCUGGGACUUAUAAUUUGCUCAAGCUGUGUUUGUUGAUGAGUCUAGUACAGACAGGAGACCGUAACAAGAAACUGGAAGACUGCUUGGAUAUUUUAAUUGUAACAAGUGAUACUUUACUUAUAGACAGACUUUUGAAUUUUAGCAUGAAUCUUAUUUCCCGUGGUAUACAUCAUCCAGUCUCUACUGAAGUUUUUCCUACUGUGUCCAGAAAUAAGUAUGGAACUGGAGCAGUUAGCAUUCAAGCUGGCAGUGCUCUGCUAGCUAAAGGUGGCAUCUGCUUUAUAGGAGACCUGGCUUCACAUAAAAAAGAUAAACUUGAACAACUUCAAUCAGUGUUGGAGAGCAGAAGCAUCACAGCGUACAUCCCAGGAAAGAAGUUUGGGGAGGAUAUUGAUCAGCAAAUGACCUUUCCCAUUCAGUGCAGUUUUUGGUCUUUUGUUGAUAUGGAUUCAUCUUCAAGGAGAAAUGCACAGAAAACCAGCACUCUCAUUGGUCAGAUGGAUUGCAGUUCAAUUCCAGUUAACCUUGUGGAGGCAUUUGUGUUAUUGGUUAACUGCAAUGAAUCAUCUUGCCACCCGCUUCUUCCUACUGUGCAACAUACUUUAAAGAAAGCCACGGAUCCUGAAGGACUGCUUUAUUUAGCUUCUAAACAGUUCACAACUGAAGAUUUUGAAAAGCUACUGGCUUUUGCAAAGAAUUUGAACAUAGAAUUCAGCUUGGAGGCAGAAAGAAUGAUUCAUGGCUAUUAUCUAGCAAGUCGCAGAAUCAGAACAGAUUCUAUAUAUGGAUCCAAACUGUCAGCAUCUGCAUUAAAAUGUUUAGUUUCUUUAUCUGAAGCUCACUCUCGACUGAACUUAAGGAAUAAAGUGCUCAAAGAAGAUGUACUAAUUGCAGUCUUAUUAUUUGAAACAUCUCUUACACUGAAAUAUGGGGCCACUGUAUUUUGCGUUGCUCCCAAUGCACUUUUUCCGUUUCAACAGUAUAAUGAAGAGUAUUUAGAGCAAAGAGAUCUGUUCCUGACUCAGUGCCAACAGCAGCUCCAACAGUUUAUUGCCACAUGUAGACCUGGGACACCCGUCUUCUCUGGUGAUGCAACUUAAGGAAAAAUUUCAUUUCUCUUUAAAUAUUGGUUAAGUUUGAGUGAUUUUGGAUAAUGCUUCAGAAGUGUACUGUCUAAACAUAUAUAAUGUACAUUACACCACUAGUAUGAGAUAUGGUCCCCUCUAAUACGCAAAUACAUCUAAAACCAGUAGAAUCUUAACUUAGAACAAUGUGCAUUUAAAGUGAUUAAGUUACCAAGAUUUUCUCAUGAGGAAAAUACAGCUUAUGUUCAUCCCACCUGUCUCAAAGUGACUUUACUUACAGAUACACCACUGACUCUUCUAUUUACCAAGUUGGUGAGUUCAUACCAUUACAAUUUAUAUGACCCAGGUUCAAUUGCAGUCUUCUCCAUCUUAAUAGACAUGUACAUGUAGAAGCUUUGUAAUUUUUAAAAAAUAUUUUUGUGUAUUACCUGCCAUGUGAGUGCACCCAUGUCAUGCAAUAUGGUGGAGGUCAGAAGAGGGCUUUGGAUUCCCUGGAACUGGAGUUAAGGA